AUGGACGGUACCGUCGGUACGGGAAAUGGAGUGGGUUCGAAGAAAUCAAAGGAGAGGAAGGCCGGUGAUGGGCCUGGUCAGAGAUUUCAGUGCCCUAGGUGCCCAAAGAAUUUUAGUCGGAUUGAAAACUUGACGAGGCAUCAAGCUAAUCACGACGAUGUUGGCAAAUUUGCAUGUGUUAUUUGUAGAAAGCGCUUCACUCGUAGUGAUCUCCUGAACCGACAUCGUCGAAUUCAUGAAAACCAAGUCAAGCCUUCGAGUAAUGCUGGGUCAUCAAUCGAAUAUACACCCUCGCCUCAAAGGGAUGUUAAGCGAGAGACGUCGAUUGAGACCGCAGCUUACCAGCAACAUGGCCGUACAGCCAUUCCAAUGCAACAGCCUAGAGAUGUGUAUGAGCCUCAGUACGGCAAUAACCCUUACCAGACCUCUGCUCUCCCAGAAAAUGGGUUUUCGAAUGGAGCUUCUUCCAUGCUUCCAAACCACACACCGGCACCACGACUCGCGAGCCUGAUGGAAGCCGCUCUAGGGCCACAGCCAGAUCCCUCAUUCGCGCCAAUGCAGAACUUCGAUCCUUCUUUAUGGGGAGGAUUCAUGAUGUUUGGUGAUAAUUCAAAUACAUAUAUGGGUACCUACGAUGCCGAUAUAUCCUGGACCUUGGAGUCCUUUCAUUCGGAAUCACCCCCAGAUAGAUAUCUAGACCCGGAAAUGAUGCGCAAUAGCAACCGGACUUUCGCUGACGAUCCUUAUGGCUAUCAAACAGGAUCAUAUCGGCCAGAUGGUGUAAAUCAGCUAGACGCCGCUGAUGUUGAAGAUGAAGAUACGAACGAUUGGCCAGACAAAGAAGGAGGUAUCGCUAGCAGACGACAACGAACAGCUAGGGUAGUUCCGCUUCAUUUAUUUCCAGUAUCAUGGCAGAAUGUUCUCGACGAAGCGAGAGCUAGUGGUUUGUCUGCAACGACAAUACGCCCGUAUCAACAUAUCAGUACUUCCAUACGAUCGAAUCUUAUGGCUGCCCUGCAGGGAGAAAACUUCAGAAAUGAUUUGUCUCGGUCUGAGAUUACCGACUCCAAGUUUCCACCAGCCGAGGCGCUCGAUUUCUUUUUGCGACUGUACAUUAGAUAUAUACAUUCACGAUUCCCUGUUCUACACCUUCCGACAUUCGAUAUUUACAAUAGCCCGCCGCUGCUGCUAGUCGCAAUGAUGUUCCUAGGAUCUAGCCACUCACGCAUAGAUAGAGGGCGCUUUUCGAGGCUUUUCUAUGAUCACCUGCGACUAGCCGUUUUGAGGAAUAAUGAAAUGGACUCGAAAGCUUUGCGAAGAACGGAAAAUAUCAUGACCGCUUUUCUGUUGUGUCUAGCUGGGACAUGGAGUGGAAGCAAACGGGCAUAUGAGUUUGCUGAAGGUGGUCGAGGUACGCUCAUAACGGCCUGUAGAAGAGCGCGACUUUUAGACUGCAGACCUUCGUCUAGAGUGUCACAUGAACAAUUUCAGCGUCCAGGACUGAGUCAGCUAGACGCGAUCUGGCUUGCCUGGGUAGAGACCGAAAAGCGAAAGAGACUCGGUCUUUGUAUAUAUAUGUUCGACUGCAUGUAUCCGGCGCUAUUCAAUAAUCAACCAUAUGUCAGUAAAGCGGAAACAACAAAUUGUGCGUUUCCUUGCGCCGAGGAAUUUUGGGAAGUCCCAACAGCGGAAUCAUGGAAGUCGAUGCUGGGUUCCGCAGAUGCGCCACCUGUAACAUACUACCUUCACGCUCUAAAUGCUUGCCUAUUGAGAAGAUAUAUCAAGCCUCCACCGCCAGUAACCAAUGUCGGCUCUGAAUUUGGAAAACUGGUUCUCAUAUAUGCACUUCAUACGCAUAUCUUUGAGUGGCGACAAUCAACAUCCAUGCUCAAUCCAACGGGUCUUGGAGGCUACCUUGGUGGUCAAGCCUUACCCAUGGGUAAAGGUCUUAAAGAACGACGGCAAUGGCUUGCUGAUGGUGUCGAGAGUUGGGGUGAGUGCUAUCAAGGCAUCGAUACAUCAACUGCCGCGGCAUUGCUCCAUCGAUUAGCUUUCGUUGCACUAGAUGUCAGUCUUAGUGAUAUGCAUCUUGUCGCUGGUCGGUCUAAUAAUCUCAAUGAUGGGAAUUUUGCGGAAGAUAACCUUAUGCAUUGGGCUAACAGCGAGAUUGCUAAUUCCACAAUGCAUCACGUUUUCACUAUGCUUGAAAUUGCGCAUCUUGCCAUCAACAACGGGUUUGUUGAAGAAAGCUCAUACGAAGUCGCGGUUUGCUUGUUCACUGGUGGCAUCAUAUGUUGGGCUUACGCGAAGCUCAAUAAGGGGCUGAACAGUAACCACCAUCGUGCUAGAGAGGAAGUUCAAAAAGCUAGCACUGCGCUGGAGGAAAUGGGAUGCUGGAGAAUGUGUAGCAUGUUCUCGAGGAUCCUGAAGAGUUUUGAGCUUGGAAAAGGUGUAUCAUAA
Molecule: messenger RNA, 2460 nt
Organism: Glarea lozoyensis ATCC 20868
Lineage: Eukaryota; Fungi; Ascomycota; Leotiomycetes; Helotiales; Helotiaceae
Product: C2H2 and C2HC zinc finger
Exons: 6
Coding region: 1-2460 (819 amino acids)
Biological process (GO): DNA-templated transcription; regulation of transcription by RNA polymerase II
Cellular component (GO): chromatin
Molecular function (GO): zinc ion binding; RNA polymerase II cis-regulatory region sequence-specific DNA binding; DNA-binding transcription factor activity, RNA polymerase II-specific
Source: RefSeq, a predicted model, not a curated record